Messenger RNA from Callorhinchus milii (elephant shark), 1707 nucleotides. Its product is annotated as parathyroid hormone 2 receptor. Gene Ontology annotation, biological process: adenylate cyclase-modulating G protein-coupled receptor signaling pathway; cell surface receptor signaling pathway. Bases 1 to 1707 code for a protein of 568 amino acids. Gene Ontology annotation, molecular function: peptide hormone binding; G protein-coupled peptide receptor activity; parathyroid hormone receptor activity. The transcript has 14 exons. Lineage: Eukaryota; Metazoa; Chordata; Chondrichthyes; Chimaeriformes; Callorhinchidae. The record is from RefSeq and is a predicted model, not a curated record. Gene Ontology annotation, cellular component: plasma membrane.
AUGGAUUUGCAUAUAAAUAAAAACCCAGCCAGUGCAGAGAAGAGCAACGAGGAUGAUCCCAAUGUUAAAGGAAUGCAUGAGAAACAAACUCUUCAGUCUGAAAAGGAGAUUUCUAGGAGGGAACCUAAUAGAGAAAGAUCAGUUAUUGUUGGUGCUUACAGCCUUGUUGACUCUGAUGAUGUUGUCACCAAAGAAGAGCAGAUAUACCUUCUUGUUGGGGCAAAAACAGAUUGUGACCUAAACAUAUCUACCCAGCCUGAGGAAGAUGGAUUUUGCACUGCGGAAUGGGAUGGAUUAACGUGCUGGCCAAAAGGACCCCCAGGAGAGGUAACUGCGGUUCUGUGUCCAAGUUACAUUUAUGACUUUAAUCAUAAAGGACUUGCCUAUCGGAAGUGUGAUGACAAUGGGAACUGGGAGUACGUUGAAAGCCUAAAUAGGACGUGGACUAAUUACACUGAAUGCAUCACGUUCCUGCAACCCGACACCCACAGAGAAGAAUUCUUUGAACGAUUGUAUAUAAUGUACACUGUGGGGUACUCUGUGUCACUUGGCUCAUUGACUGUAGCGAUUCUGAUCAUAGGGUACUUCAAAAGGCUCCAUUGCACCCGGAACUACAUCCACAUGCACCUGUUUGUCUCCUUCAUGCUCAGAGCCAUCAGUAUUUUUGUCAAGGACAAAGUGGUACAUUUUAAUUUGGAAACCCAGGACAGUGACUCUCUUUCAGUGGAGGAUCUGAAAACUAUGACAGGCACCCUGUUGACCGAUAAAUCUCAUUAUGUGGGAUGUAAGAUUGCCGUCAUGCUGUUUCUGUAUUUCUUGGCCACAAACUACUACUGGAUCCUUGUGGAAGGCCUUUACCUGCACUGUCUUAUACUGAUGGCUUUUCUCUCGGACAGAAAGUACCUGUGGGGUUUCACUCUAAUAGGAUGGGGAGUUCCAGCAAUCUUUCUGGUGGCUUGGGCCAUUGUUAGAGCAAAGUUGGCUGAUGAAAGAUGCUGGGAUUUAAACGUAGGCAAUUAUAACUGGAUUUAUCAAACACCAAUUCUUUUGGCUAUUGUGGUCAAUUUCAUGCUGUUUGUAAACAUCGUUCGAGUUCUGGCUACUAAGCUACGCGAGACAAAUGCCGGGCGAUAUGAUACUAGGAAACAGUACAGGAAACUGGCAAAAUCCACCCUGGUUCUUGUGUUUGUGUUUGGAGUGCACUACAUUGUGUUUGUAGGCAUACCUCAUACCUUCACUGGGCUGGCGUGGGAAAUCCGCAUGCACUUUGAACUUUUCUUCAAUUCCUUUCAGGGAUUUUUUGUUGCGGUCAUAUACUGUUUCUGCAACGGAGAGGUUCAGACAGAGAUUAAAAAGACGUGGACAAGGUGGAGCCUUUCCAUGGACUGGAACGGGAAGACCAGCUGUGGGAGUUACCGCUAUGCCUCGGUGUUGACCAACAUGACUAACAGCAGCACAAGCCAGGCACAGGGAAAUGGGCGAAUGCCAUUGAUGCCGCGCAAAACAUUUAAAAACGGGGCGAAGAAAGAAAGUGGCCACUUAAUAUUACCCGGGUACGUGAGGAGCAACUCUGACCCAGACAGUUUACCACCGUCCAUUCCCGAAGAGAACAAAAGUGAAGUCAACGCAGUCGAUGUCAUUUACCUGAAAGAAUCCUCGGGACCCACGCUUGAGGAAAACAUAGAAGAGCAUGAAGACACAGUGUAA